Molecule: messenger RNA, 945 nt
Organism: Humulus lupulus (European hop)
Lineage: Eukaryota; Viridiplantae; Streptophyta; Magnoliopsida; Rosales; Cannabaceae
Exons: 2
Coding region: 1-945 (314 amino acids)
Source: RefSeq, a predicted model, not a curated record
AUGGACCGUGUUUUAAUGAUUCUAUCCGAAGAAGAAGAACAACCUGUUGCUUGGUCUAGUGGAGAAUCAUCAAAAGGAGUAAAUCCUAAUCUGAAUCAGGGGAGGAAACUUGGUGUCAAGAUUGAACCUAAGGAUAUUGCUAAUGAGAUUAACUUUUGGCAGCCUUCUAUUGUUUGCUAUGUUGUGGGAGCCAAUCCUCCAAUUAAUAUCUUGGAUGGAUUUGUAAGAAGGCUUUGGAAGGAAAAUGUGGACAAAGUAGGAGUGCUCUCACGAGGAGUUUUCAUCAUUCGAUUCCGUAAUUUGGAAUUUCUUGAUCGAGUACUUAAGGGUGGGUAUUUGUUUCUUGGCAAGAAGCCAUUGCUUAUGAAGCCAUGGAGCUCGGUGGAUGAUUUUACAAAGGAGGAUAUUACUGUAGUUCCUACUUGGAUUCAACUGGGAGGACUGGAUAUUAAGUAUUGGGGUGAGAAAUCUCUUUUUAAGAUUGUGGGGCGGCCAAUUCAAGUAGAUAACAUCACCAAAUAUAGAGAUAGACUCUAUUAUCCUCGCAUUCUUAUUGAGAUCAGUAUGGAUCAGCAAUUUCCAGCAACAAUCAGCUUCUUGAAUGAGUUUGAUCAGGAAAUUGAUUUGCAAGUCGAGUAUGAAUGGAUUCCAAUUAUCUGUAAAAGUUGUUCUGGGAUUGGGCAUGAGGCUCAAGUAUGUAGAAAGAAUAAUCAAGGGACACAAGUAUGGGUACCUAAGCAAUUGAAACCUAAGCCGAAUAUGGAGCCAGUAGUAGAUGAGGAAGGGUUUCAGCGAGCAAACAAAGGAGUCAGGGGGACAAUUGUUUUUGCACCAACAACGGUUAUGGCAAACCAGUUUGCUAUCUUGACUGAGGAACAAGAGGAAGAAAGAGCAAGCAGGUUGACUACUGAAGAGGGGGGAGAUCCCUCUGCAAGACAUGGAUAA